AUGACGGCCCCUGCCAGCGGGCUGCAGUACCGGCCGCAGCCACACGGGGGCAGCGCGCAGGCGCCCGCCCGCCCGCACACCCACCCACAGGCGGGAGGGCCCCGCUCCCACGGAGCACCGACCCGCGAGAAAGAAAACUUGAGAGACCUGUUGAACAUACAGAAAUUACACAAAGAAAUACCAAUUCAAGACAAUUCGAGAAUUACUAAAUGCACAGAAACCACACCUGGCUUCGGAAGUCCCCACACAGAUGACAGGGAGGCUAUUUGCCUUGUUCCUGACCUCUUCCUCAGGCAUUCACUUUUGGCCACGCACCUCGGAGCGACUCCAUCAGCGAGGCGCUGCACAUGGAGCGCACACACGUCUCCUAGUUUGCCGCUCGAGUCUCCCAAGUUUCCCCCGAAGGCGGGGGAGCGGGCCAGCUGCGCCGAGGGCGGCACGGGCGGCCGGGGGCGUCGCUGCUCGCCCGCGCCGCCCUCCGCACCAGGAGCCGGGACGCGCGUUUCUCCGCCGGAGCCCCCGGGCACCCCCAGGCGGGGCGGGGCCGGGAACAAAGCCCGGCUCCGUGCCACCCUCCCCGUUCCGUCCCGCCAUUCCCGGCCCGCCUGGCCCGCUCCCAGCCCCGCCAUCCCCUGCGGCAGCGGCUGCCGGCGGCUGCGCGGCCCCGCUGUCCCGGGGGGUGGCCGGAGCCGGCCGGACGGGUGCGGGAGCGGGGCGGGAGCAGCCCGGCGGCGGCCGCCCCUUUACGCUCCUAGCCCGGAGCGGCGAGGACGGGGGCCGGGCCAGCGCCAGGGGCCGCAAAGCACAACCCGCGAGCUCCGCUCCCGUCGGGGCAAGGCGCCCUCUCCUCCCUCCGAUCAGCCACGACCGGAUCCCGGCUGCGCCGCCGCCUCACCUCUCCCACCGGUGGAAGCUGCCGCAGCCCCGGGCGCCGCCGCCUACCUCAGCGCGGCUGCGGUCCCCCCCACACUUCAGAGCGACCCCGGUGGGACCCAGCGAGCGACGCACGCCACCGGCAUCCCCCGCCGGCUUUAUCCCGACGCCGCCUCUCCCCUCCGGCACCUCGACGUCCCGGCGCGGCGCUCCCGCCCCCCCCGCCGCCCCAUUGGCACGCGCGGCCCCGCCCGGCCCCGGCGCUCACUGGGGCAGGCGCGCAGCACUCACAAGGCCCCGCCCCCGCGCUGCCUCCCCGUUGGCUCCCGAGCGCCCGGCCCGCCCUCGAGGCACCGCCCUCCACACUUCAGCCAAUCGCAAGGUGGUGAGGGGCGAGCCGGGUCCCGAUUGGCGGUGCCCCCUCUUCCCGUGGCUGUGAUAGGCCGGGGUGGCGGCCGGGCCCGCCCCCGGAGCGCUCCGGGCACCACUCCCCUCGUGCCGCCCGGGCAGGCACCGGGCCCCGGCGGCUCCGAGGAGUCCCGCACGGAGCCCGGCCGGCCCGGCGGGGACGGCGGCCCCGGCAUGCCUCCGAGCCGCCGGAGAGAGCAGGACCGAUCGCUGCCGUUAAGAAGGCCGGUAUAA
Messenger RNA from Melospiza georgiana, 1515 nucleotides. Its product is annotated as serine/arginine repetitive matrix protein 1-like. Lineage: Eukaryota; Metazoa; Chordata; Aves; Passeriformes; Passerellidae. The transcript has 3 exons. The coding region runs from base 1 to 1515 and encodes 504 amino acids. The record is from RefSeq and is a predicted model, not a curated record.